Antechinus flavipes (yellow-footed antechinus) is the source of this 2753-nucleotide messenger RNA. RefSeq names its product myosin regulatory light chain 12B. The record is from RefSeq and is a predicted model, not a curated record. Gene Ontology annotation, molecular function: calcium ion binding. Gene Ontology annotation, cellular component: cytoplasm; stress fiber; myofibril. The coding region runs from base 145 to 663 and encodes 172 amino acids. Lineage: Eukaryota; Metazoa; Chordata; Mammalia; Dasyuromorphia; Dasyuridae. The transcript is spliced from 4 exons.
GAGCCCAGUCCCCAGCGGCUUUCCUGUAGAGGGGGUGCACUGGUUGCUGUCACCGCGGAGCAGCAGCAGUUCGGUUUCUGUUCUCGCACAGAAGGGAAAUCUAAAUUUCUUUCUUUUUUGUGGCUGCGGAAUCCACUAGCCAACAUGUCAAGCAAAAAGGCAAAGACGAAGACCACAAAGAAGCGUCCUCAACGAGCAACUUCUAAUGUAUUUGCUAUGUUUGACCAGUCACAGAUUCAGGAAUUCAAGGAAGCUUUUAACAUGAUUGAUCAGAACAGAGAUGGUUUCAUUGACAAAGAAGAUUUGCAUGAUAUGCUUGCUUCCUUAGGGAAGAAUCCAACUGAUGCAUACUUAGAUGCUAUGAUGAAUGAGGCUCCAGGUCCCAUAAACUUCACCAUGUUUCUUACUAUGUUUGGUGAGAAAUUAAAUGGAACAGAUCCAGAAGAUGUGAUUCGAAAUGCUUUUGCUUGCUUUGAUGAAGAAGCAACAGGCACCAUUCAGGAAGAUUACCUGAGAGAGCUACUGACAACAAUGGGAGACCGAUUUACAGAUGAAGAAGUAGAUGAGCUGUAUAGAGAAGCUCCUAUUGACAAAAAGGGAAAUUUCAAUUAUAUUGAGUUCACACGCAUUCUUAAACAUGGAGCAAAAGACAAAGAUGACUGAAAGGAAUCUCACAUCUCUCAGUUAUUCCUAUUUUACUUAUGUUUCAUUCCUAAGACUCCUUUUUUUUUUUUUUUUUUCUGAUAGAACCUGCUACAUACACUUAGCUUUAUAGCCUUGGCUUUUCCUUAUAUAUUUAUUCUAGACUCUUCUACCAUAAUGUGUUUGUGUAUAAUCAGACUGGAAAUGGGGAUGAUGUUGUAAAUUGUUUUGAAAAGAGUUUGAGAAUUAAAAAAAAAAAAAAUCAAUGAAUGUGAAAGCCCAGAAAAAAAGAAUUUCAGUAUUUCUGGUUUUGCUGGAUUUUUACAUUUUUAUAAUAUAAAUGCUAUUUUGAAAUAAAGAUUAUGUCAAUUCAAAGUAAAAUAUCAUGGCAAAUUAAACAGACAUAUGAGGUUUUUUGGAAUUAUUUUUGGGAGAUUUUCAACUUUACAUGGUUCAAAUCACAUGGUCAAGCUGGUUUGCCAAUGUGAAUAUUGAACAAUGUAUAUCUGGACAUUAAAUAUUUAACAUUAAUGUGAAGUAAAAAACUGUUAUGCCUACUUGGACUUUUGUCAUGCUUUUAGUAAGGUAAGAAUUAUAGAUUAUUAUAUGAUUAGUUAAAUGCUUCAGAAGAUUUUUUUUUUUUAACAUUUUACCAUUGAUUUAAUCCCAGAACAUGAGAAAAUAUUUGAAACUUACUCCAUUUGCCCAUAAGCCCUAGAUGACCAAAAUUCAUAACCACUGAAAUGAAAGUUCUUUCAGGGCUAGGAUGACUAAUCUUAAUUUAAAAUAAAGAAUGGAUAAACCAUUAUUUAUGCCAUUGCUGGUUUAUUUCUAGGUGUUUGAAGACUUAAACAUUUCAGAUUAUACCAUGUAUGAUUAGAAAUUGUAUUGGCCAAAUUAGGGCAAGAAAAAAUGUUGUUUUUUUAGUUGGCCUCUAAGAUGUUGAAAGUUAAAAUAAUGUUUAAGGAGAAAACUGAAAAUCCAGACCAAAGAAAUUGAUUACUACAUUUUUUACACCAAAUAGCCUUUGUUGAAUAAUGAAUUAAAUGUUAUUAAGCUUUCCUUAUGAACCUGUAAUCCAUAUUGCUUAUCUUUCUCAAAGGAAUUGUUUUGUUUUAAUUAUGGGCAUACACAACUACAAUUGAGUUGUUGUUAAAUAAGGUUGUUAAAAUAAUUGCGUUUAUUCAAAGGAAAGAGCAUCACACUUUUCCCUUGAUAUUGUAAUGCCCAUACUACUUUUAGACCCAGUGUCCUUGGCAAUUCAUAAAAGAUUUAGUAAGAUAUUUUGAUUCAACCAGCAGAAGUGAGAGAUUUCAGACAAUAGUAUUGUUGUCGGAAAUAUGUUCAUUUGUAAUUUGUAGAGAAAUACAUAAGGAGAUUAAAAAUGCACAAUGUCCACAUAUCAAAGCACAUAUUGAAAUAAUUCUCAAGUCAUAGGGCAAUCUUAACCACAUGAGCAUUGGUAAAGUCAGAGCUAUCCAGAGGAAGGGAGUAUAACAGUGGGGACUUUUGAUAGCUACCAAUCUUCAUGUUUUACAAUCCACUUCCUAAGAAUGUUAUUACUUGUUUUUAAAAUGAAAGCUGUAAUUGUUUUGUUUAACAUCACCUUAUAAUUGUAUUACUGUUUACAAAUCACUUUUGUAUAUACUAUUUCAUCCUCAUAACUGAGGAUAUGAUAAACAAGUAUUAUUGAGUAAUACUUUUCACAAGGUUAUAUAAUUAAAUGGCAAAACACUUUUAGUUCACUAUAUGAUCUAUUUCAUUCCUUAAAGAGCUUAAAAUCUGGACUGUGCUACUUACUAGCUGUCUACCUUGAGCAAUUUCACAGCUUUGAGCCUGUUUCUUCAUCUGUCAUGUGCUUUCGAAUUCUCAGUCUAGUAACAUUUGAGAAGGAAAAAAAAACCCUUAGAACUACUCUUGACUUAAAGGGGAAACACCUUGUCUUCCUGUUAACAGUUUGCCCCAUCACCUUCUUCCCACAGUUGUGACUUGUUGCCUUCUCCACAACUUGGAGUCAAAUAUAGAAUAACUCAAAAUGUAAAAACUCAGCAAAACCUGCUAACAUUAAAUUUUACAUUUAAUUUGAAAAUUAAAAAACAAAACAAAACACA